Messenger RNA from Peniophora sp. CBMAI 1063, 2343 nucleotides. NCBI's taxonomy places the organism in Eukaryota, Fungi, Basidiomycota, Agaricomycetes, Russulales, Peniophoraceae. The record is from the annotation of a GenBank genome assembly.
AUGUCCUCUUCUGAUGCUGAGAACGGCGGCAAACGUCGCUCAGCCAAGAAGCAACGUGUGCCGAAAGAAGGCAUCUCUUGUGACCGAUGCAGAAAGCGCAAAAUACAGUGUAACGGUCGCUUGGGUGGAGAGAAGUGCCGCUACUGCUUUCAGAAUGGAUGGCAGUGCGAGUACCUGCACGCGAAACGAAAGUAUCCAGUCGGGUACGUGAAGGCACUGGAGGAGAAAAUAGAGCGACUCCUUGGCAUUCUGAGACAACUCCAUCCAACCGAAGACUUCACUUACGCUGUUGGGAAACCCUUCACUGAAGAAAAUUGGCCGCAAGAGGGCUACGUAAAAUCCACUACUGCCUCCUCUCAGACGGCAUUUGAUGAGCCAAGUGCCUUUGUCUCUCCUGUAUCGCAAUUCACCCUGACCAUCAAUCUCGACGAACUCGACGUCAAAGCCGAGGCGGAAUCGGACACGGAAGACGAGCAAUCGUCGAAACUACGUAACUUGACCGACGGUGUCUGUAGGAUGUCGGUUGUUGCUUUUCAUGGACGUCAUUCUGAGGUCAAUCUUGUUCGCCGUGCACUGGAUGUCACGUAUAAGCUGACUGGCGCGCGGAUCGCCUUGGACGAUCUCGCAACCUUCGGACGCCCUCAGUUUUGGCAACAUAGACCUUGUGAAGCUCUGCCCAAGAAGUUAUCACUCGACUUCCCGCCUUUCGAUUUACUUCAUGCACUCGCCGCUCUGUACUUCGAGCAUCAGAACGUCUACCUGCCUUUGCUGCACCAAGCAACAUUCAUGCGGCUUAUCUCCCAGGGUCGACACAUCUCCUGUCAAUCGUUCGGUUUCCUCGUACUGGCGGUCUGCGCGAAUGGCGCUCGUUAUAGCAACGAUCCACGCAUCCUCAUACCUGGCUCCGAACCCCUAUCAGCCGGCUGGUACUGGUUCAACCAGCUUUGGAACAAUUUCCCAAUCAACAGCGGGUCCUCACGCCUCUACGACAUACAAUGCAUAGCCCUUUCUACUAUCUAUCUCAUAAGCUGUGCCGCGACACAGGCUGGCUGGGUGUGGUGCGGUCAUGGUAUCCGUCUUGCACAGGAUGUCGGUGCGCAUAGGAAGCGAGUAUACGACGACUCCCCGACAGUCGAGGAUGAGCUAUACAGGCGUGCAUUCUGGAUCUUGAUACUUCUGGAAAAACACCUUGGCAUCUGCAUGGCACGACCGACUGCAGUGAAAGAUCAAGACCUUGAUCUCGACUUACCCAACGCCUGCGAUGACAUGUACUGGGAUCACCCCGACAAAUCCUUGUCAUUCAAGCAGCCUGAAGGCCGCCCUUCACGUGUAGAUAUCCUAGUUUACCAUGUCAAGCUCUAUCUGGCGGUUGCUCCCGCCAUGUGUCUGAUUUUCGCGGGCUCCAAGACCCGAAAUAUGGUUGGGAUCACCGAAGGAUGGGAGCGAGCAACAGUGGCAAACCUAGAUUCACGUCUCAAUAUGUGGGCUGAGAGUAUGCCUACUCACUUGUGCUGGGACGCCAAUAACGACGAUGACGUGGGCCUUCUACAAUCCGCGCAUAUUUGGACGCGGUAUUACGAGUUGCAGAUCAACUUACAUCGCCCUUUCAUCCCAUCUCAAACCAAUUCUACCAAUCAAGCAAUAGCCGCAAUUGGGUUUCCCUCGCUCUCAAUCUGCUUGUCUGCGUCAAGAGCCAUCGUGCGAAUUGUCGAUUGUGUCCAGCGGCGCUUCCCUGGGCGGAUCUUCCCAUUCUUGCAUGACUCUGCCUUCCUGGCAGGGAUGAUGCUCUUCAUAGGCAUAUGGGGGUCGAGUAAGUAUGGCGUAGCAUCUAGGGCCGAUGACGAUCUGCAAGGCAUACGGACGUGCGAUCGGUUCAUUGAGACACAAGAGGCGCGUCUUCAUACAGCCGGGCGUCAGAGGGAUGUAUUGACUGCUCUGCUUUCACUGGUCGAGAAACCUCCCCUCGUCGCUGCACGAGGUCAGAAGCGCACACUAGAUGAGACCCAGGCACCCGGUACACCACCAAUUGAGGAUGCCACCGCCCAUACAUCAUCGUUCAUCUCAUCGGACGAGUGGUUUGCAGGGACACAGUUUGAUGCAACGCAGCCCCUCCACGCCCAAGAAGCCACGAUCGGACAUAAUCAUGAAGGUUCACCAUGGGCCUUAACAAACGACAACCUGAUUGGAGCAGCAGAUCCUCUCUUCUCCGCACUCGAUUAUCAUGUAACAGAUGAUGAAUACUCUCUGCCGCUUGGGGAUUGGGGUUUUAGUAAUGGGCCAGCCUAUGAUGGGCCAGACGAUUUUGAGCAAUUAUUCAGGUCGGUACUAGGAUCUACAGGUUGA